CGCUACGAAUGAAUUUGCAGAAAGUACUGAGUAGCAUACUGUAAAAAUCCAUAGCGAAGAUGAACACAUCCACCUCCAAUAACCAAGAUCUUCUCCUUGAUCCACAAACGCAAAUACAAACCCCACUCGCCCAAUCCGAUCCCUAUUCUCACUCUCAGCCCCAUCCCGUCCAACCCCAACCCCAAUCGCAACCCCGUCGUCCUCGUGGUUUCGCCGCCACUGCCGCCGCUGCCGCUGCCGCAGCUGCAGCCACAUCAACGGACCCCGCAAACACUGUCUCCGCCAAUGUUUCAGGUAAGGGCAAGAGAGAGAGGGAGAAAGAGAAAGAGAGAACGAAGCUUCGAGAACGCCACCGCCGUGCCAUCACUAGCCGAAUGCUGGCGGGGUUAAGACAAUACGGUAAUUUCCCCCUCCCGGCGCGUGCGGACAUGAACGAUGUGCUUGCCGCGCUAGCGCGCGAGGCUGGCUGGACUGUUGAGGCUGAUGGCACCACUUAUCGACAAUCUCCUCCUCCCUCUCAAAUGGCUUCAUUUGCUGUGCGAUCAGUUGAAAGCCCAGUUUCGAGUGCUUCAUUGAAAAAUUGUGCUGUAAAAUCAGCUGCAUUGGACUGUCAGCCAUCUGUAUUGAGAAUUGAUGAGAGCUUGUCGCCCUCGUCUCUUGAUUCAGUGGUGAUGACGGAGCGAGAAACGAGGAGUGAGAAAUUUGCUAGUGCCAGCCCUAUCAAUUCAGUUGAUUGCUUGGAUGCUGAUCAGCUUAUACAAGAUGUUCGUUCUGGUGAGCAUGAUGGCGAUUUCGCUGGUACUUCAUAUGUCCCAGUUUAUGCAUUGCUUGCUACUGGUUUUAUCAACAACUUCAGCCAAUUGGUUGAUCCACAAGGCAUUAGACAGGAGCUUAGUCACAUGAAGUCAUUAGAUAUAGAUGGUGUUGUUGUAGAAUGUUGGUGGGGAAUUGUUGAAGCAUGGAGCCCUCAGAAAUAUGUGUGGUCUGGCUAUAGGGAACUUUUUAACAUCAUUCGUGAAUUCAAGCUGAAAUUGCAGGUUGUAUUGGCAUUUCAUGAGUAUGGAGGAAGUGAUGCUGAUCAAGUUUUGAUCUCCCUCCCUCAAUGGGUUUUAGAGAUUGGGAAAGAGAACCAGGAUAUAUUCUUCACAGAUCGUGAAGGAAGGAGGAACACUGAAUACCUAUCUUGGGGUAUUGACAAAGAACGAGUUCUAAAAGGGCGAACUGGCAUUGAGGUUUAUUUUGACUUCAUGAGAAGCUUUCGGAUGGAGUUUGAUGACUUGUUUGCAGAGGGUGUCAUUUCUGCUAUUGAGAUUGGACUUGGAGCAUCUGGGGAGCUAAAGUAUCCUUCUUUUCCUGAAAGGAUGGGAUGGAGAUAUCCUGGCAUCGGUGAGUUUCAGUGCUAUGAUAAAUAUUUACAACAAAGUCUACAUAAAGCAGCUAAAUUGCGUGGGCAUUCAUUUUGGGCAAGGGGGCCUGAUAAUACUGGUCAGUAUAAUUCUAGGCCGCAUGAAACUGGGUUCUUCUGUGAACGAGGUGAUUAUGAUAGUUACUUUGGGCGCUUUUUCCUCAAUUGGUAUGCCCAGACAUUGAUAGACCAUGCCGAUAAUGUUUUAUCUCUUGCAAGCCUUGCCUUUGAGGAUACAAAGAUAAUUGUUAAUAUUCCAGCAGUUUAUUGGUGGUAUAACACCACUAGCCACGCGGCAGAGAUAACAGCAGGAUACUAUAACCCCACAAACCAUGAUGGCUACUCUCCUGUUUUUGAGGUGUUGAAGAAACACUCAGUUACAAUGAAAUUUAUAUGCUCAGGAUUGCAUACUUCUGGUAAUGAGAAUGAUGAAGCACUUGCUGAUCCUGAGGGCUUGAGUUGGCAGGUCUUAAAUUCUGCUUGGGAUCGAGGAUUAACAGUAGCUGGUGUGAACGCGCUUUCAUGUUAUGACAGAGAAGGACAUAUUAGAGUGGUUGAGAUGGCAAAGCCAAGGAAUGACCCUGAUCAUCGUCACUUUUCAUUCUUUGUCUACCAGCAGCCAUCACCUUUGGUUCGAGGAACAAUUUGCUUCAGUGAGUUGGAUUACUUCAUUAAAUGCAUGCAUGGGCGUAUAUCUGGUGAUUUAGUAUCCUGACAAGGAGUUGCUUUCUUCUUUCGGUAGAUAGAUAGAUAGAAACUGCUAAUUUCAACUGUAGUCCAUAGUGGGAAUGGUUAUAUGAAAGAUAUUGUUGCAAUUGCAGCUCCAUGCACCAAAUUUGUAACCUUUCUUAAAUAAUUGUAGACUUUGGUAGUUCCUUAUUUUCUUUGCUAUAACAAUGCUUAGCUGCAUUUCUAGAGGUAAA
This is a messenger RNA of Hevea brasiliensis (rubber tree), 2328 nucleotides long. RefSeq names its product beta-amylase 8. The transcript has 10 exons. Gene Ontology annotation, biological process: polysaccharide catabolic process. The record is from RefSeq and is a predicted model, not a curated record. NCBI's taxonomy places the organism in Eukaryota, Viridiplantae, Streptophyta, Magnoliopsida, Malpighiales, Euphorbiaceae. Gene Ontology annotation, molecular function: beta-amylase activity. The coding region runs from base 60 to 2120 and encodes 686 amino acids.